GGUCCUCUGGGUGAGAAGCAAACGAGGGACCCCACCCGUGUGUAGGAUAUGAGUGUCCCUCAUUGCCCUGCUGUGGCUGGGUGUCUCAUUGUAGAGAUGAGGCUGUUUCUGGCCCUGGCAGGUGUCCUGGUCACACUCGCCCUGGCCCAGCCCUGUGAAGCCACUGCUCCAGCCUCCCCCAGAGCAGUGGAGACCUCGGUCCUGUGGAACUGCAUAAGAGAGGCCAAGCUGCUGGUGGAUACUGCCUACAACCAGACUCAGAUAAGCAUCAAGCAGCGCCUUCACAGUGGCUCGGCCAGCCCCAUGGACCUCCUGUUCUACUUCAAGCAGCCUGUAGAGGCCACCAGGACAAUCGUUCAGGCUGCCGAUUAUAUGCAUGUGGCCUUGGGGCUGCUGGAAGAGAAGUUACAACUCCAGGGGUCCACCUCCUUCAACGUCACUGACAUGUUAACAGAAUCCCAGCUGUGGCUGCUGUCCAAAGCCAGCGGCUGUGCUCCCCGGGACCAGGUGGAGAAAUGCAGUAACGAGUAUCGCACCAUCACCGGGAGAUGCAACAACAAGAAGAGACCCUGGCUGGGGUCCUCCAACCAAGCCCUAGCUCGCUGGCUGCCAGCCGAGUAUGAGGAUGGGCUGUCGCUCCCUUUCGGCUGGACCCCUAACAAGAGGCGCAAUGGCUUCCUCCUCCCUCUUGUCCGGGACGUCUCCAACCAGAUUGUGCAGUUUCCCAGAGAAAGGCUGGUGUCCGACCCAGGCCGGGCCCUCAUGUUCAUGCAGUGGGGCCAGUUCAUUGACCAUGACUUGGACUUCGCCCCCGAGACUCCAGCCAGAGUGGCCUUCACUGCAGGUGUUGACUGUGAGAAGACCUGUGCCCAGCUGCCCCCCUGCUUCCCCAUCAAGAUUCCAUUUAAUGACCCUCGAAUUCGGAAUCAGCGUGACUGCAUCCCCUUCACGCGCUCGGCACCCUCAUGCCCCCAAAACAAGAGAAACGUCCGAAACCAGAUCAAUGCGCUCACCUCCUUCGUGGACGCCAGCAUGGUGUACGGCAGUGAGGUCUCCCUCUCCCUGAGGCUCCGCAAUAGGACCAACUACCUAGGACUGCUGGCUGUCAACCAACAGUUUAGAGACAACGGCCGGGCCCUGCUGCCCUUCGACAACCUGCACGACGACCCCUGCCUCCUCACCAACCGCUCUGCGCGCAUCCGCUGCUUCCUGGCAGGUGACCUCAGAUCAAGUGAAACCCCCAAACUGGCAGCCAUGCAUACCCUCUUUAUGCGAGAGCACAACCGGCUGGCUACUGAGCUGAAACGCCUGAAUCCCAGGUGGACUGGAGACAAGCUGUACCAGGAGGCUCGGAAGAUUGUGGGGGCCAUGGUCCAGAUCAUCACCUACCGAGACUUUCUGCCCCUGGUUCUGGGCAAGGCCCGGGCCAAGAGAACACUGGGUCCCUACCGGGGGUAUAGAUCCGAUGUGGACCCUCGUGUGGCCAAUGUCUUCACCCUGGCCUUCCGCUUUGGCCACACCAUGCUCCAGCCCUUCAUGUUCCGCUUGGACAGCCGGUACCGGGCUUCAGCAUCUAACUCACGUGUUCCGCUUAGCUCCGUCUUCUUUGCCAGCUGGAGAAUUGUGCAUGAAGGUGGCAUCGACCCCAUUCUCCGAGGCCUCAUGGCCACCCCUGCCAAGCUGAACAGUCAGGAUUCCAUGCUAGUGGAUGAGCUUCGGGACAAGCUGUUUCAGCAAGUGAGAAGGAUCGGGCUGGACCUGUCAGCUCUCAACAUGCAACGCAGCCGAGACCACGGCCUCCCAGGGUACAAUGCUUGGCGGCGCUUCUGUGGGCUCUCCCAGCCUCGGAAUCUGGCAGAGCUCAGCCAAGUGCUGAAAAACAAGGGUUUAGCAAGGAAGUUCCUGAAGCUGUAUGGGACACCGGACAACAUCGACAUCUGGAUUGGGGCCAUUGCAGAGCCUCUUUUGCCAGGGGCCCGAGUGGGGCCUCUUCUGGCUUGUAUUUUUGAGAACCAGUUCACAAGAGCCCGAAAUGGAGACAGGUUCUGGUGGCAGAAAUGGGGUGUUUUCACCAAGCGACAGCGCAGGGCCCUGAAACGGAUUUCCUUGUCUCGAAUUGUGUGUGACAAUACCGGUAUCACCACUGUUUCGAGGGACAUCUUCAUGGCCAACACCUACCCCCAGGGCUUUGUGAACUGCAGCUGCAUUCCCAGGUUGGACCUGUCAGCCUGGCGAGGCAAAUGAGGCUUAUGCAGGAGUCCAUCCCAAGUCUCUGACCUUGGAGGCAAAGGAAUCUGGUGAAGACAAGGCUACCCUCUCCCCCUGAGCAACAUUAUCCUGCUGAUGGUUUUGCUGACCACAGCUCAGAGCUGGUUCUUUGGCUGGGAGUAAUAACUAGGGCACCCAGCAGCAAUGACCCUACCUGCCUUGGGAGCCAAGCGAGAAGGUCUUGAGGCCAAUGCAAGAAGUCACCUGGAGGGUUUCCAGCCACUUUCUUCUAUUUCCCAGCCCAUCCCCAACCACAGAGUCCCAGACUAAGCUACCCCAUAAUCCUCCUCGGGAGCCUGCAAGCAGGACAGCAUGAUCUACUUCUGCCAAUGAAGCACUGCUGAGGGCAGGAGCUGGUUUCUGUGUGGGGCUGGGGAGGGUGUGACCUCAGUGUCAUGCUUUGCUCCAGAUGUUUAAGAGAAGUGCUGCUAAGACACAUCUGGCACUCAUCUCUAAGCCUCUCCCGGGGACUGAGUUAAGAAAAUCAAAAGAAAUACUCUAGAGUAGGAAAACGCAGAAAAAGGGAAGGGAAGCGGUGGUAGGGGCCC
Pteropus alecto (black flying fox) is the source of this 2816-nucleotide messenger RNA. It is a transcript of the gene EPX, whose product is annotated as eosinophil peroxidase. The record is from RefSeq and is a predicted model, not a curated record. The transcript is spliced from 13 exons. Bases 49 to 2244 code for a protein of 731 amino acids. Gene Ontology annotation, molecular function: heme binding; peroxidase activity. Gene Ontology annotation, biological process: response to oxidative stress. Lineage: Eukaryota; Metazoa; Chordata; Mammalia; Chiroptera; Pteropodidae.